AUGGCUCGGCGAUGGGCGCGCCGACUCGAGCGCACAUGCUGCUCGAUCGUCCGGUACUUUCCGCUGCUCUUCGUCUAUGGCCUGACGACGUGGGCUGUCGUAACAAUCGUCAAUAUCGGCAAUGAAGACACCAGCAUCGCAUGGCUAGGCAAAGUUUCGUCUGCCAUUGGCGUUGCCAUCUACCUCCUCGCCAACUGGGCCUACACCGUCGCCGUAUUCACACCCGCGGGCUCGACCACGACGACCGACGGCUACGGCAUGCUCCCCACGGCGCAGACAAACCGCCCCGCGACGUCCUUCACCGUCAAGAGCAAUGGCGAGACGCGGUUCUGCAAAAAGUGCCAGGCGCGCAAACCCGACCGCGCGCACCACUGCUCCACGUGCAAGCGGUGCGUCCUAAAGAUGGACCACCACUGCCCGUGGCUGGCGACGUGCGUCGGCCUGCACAACUACAAGGCCUUUCUGCUCUUCCUCUGCUACACAACACUGCUGUGCUUCUACUCCUUUGCUGUCAGCGGCACCUGGGUCUGGACGCAAAUCAUCAGCGGCAUCACAGAAGAGGUCGACAACCUCAUGCCCGUCAACUACAUCAUGCUGUCCGUCAUGAGCGGCAUCAUUGGCAUCGUGCUCGCCAUCUUUACUGGCUGGCACAUCAUGCUCUCUCUGCGCGGGCAGACCACGAUUGAGUGCCUCGAAAAGACACGCUAUCUUUCGCCACUGCGCCGCUCCUACAACCGCGCUCACGACCCGCGCAACCAAUUCCACCCCGUCGCGCAGCAGAUUGUCGACUUUCAUACCGCCGCGUUGCCUGGCAUCACCGCGCCCGAAGAGGGUGCGGAGCAGCGCUGGGCUGAGGACCGACCGGAGGUCUAUGAACAACAACAUCAGCAACGACGCGGCCCGCCCGCGCAGCGCUCAUAUGUGGAACUGGAGCGCGAGCAGAGCCGCCGACGGUACGAGGAGUAUCUCGAUGAGCAGGACGCCGAGAAGCUCCCCAGCGCGUUUGACCUCGGCUGGCGCAGGAACAUGACGCAUCUGCUGGGCCCCUCACCCGCGCUCUGGUUCAUCCCCGUCUGCAACACCACCGGCGACGGCUGGGCAUGGGAAGCAAGCCCUAAUUGGCUCGAGGCCUGCGAACGCGUGCGCCUCGAGCGGGAGCAGCAGCGCCAGCGCGAAAUUAACGCCGGCUGGGGUGAAGCCGGGCCCCCUCCCGAGCCGCCCUCGUACUACGGCCAACAACAACAGCAGCAGCAGCCAAGACAGCAGUCACGACAGCCUGCCAGCAAAGCAGAUCGUCUGCUCGGCCGCGACCCGAAUCUCUACACGGACCCGCGUCCAAAUGGAAAUGGCAACACCGUGCCGCUGCGGCGGCUGAGUCCGCGCGGACGCACCAUCGAGCAGGAGCUCGAAGACAUUGACAGCGACAUUAUCGAUUUCGAUGAGGAGCCACAGCAACAGCCGCAGCGGCCUAAUGGCGGUAGCCCAGCACGUAUGAACAGCAAUGGCAGCAGCAGCAACUGGGGCCGCGGCGGUGCGAGCGGCAUGCUACGAAGCGGUGCGAGCGGCGGUGGCCAGACGCCAAAGCAUGAUAACGCUGGAAGUGCGUCUUACGAAGAUGAAGGUGUAGAUUAA
Akanthomyces muscarius is the source of this 1632-nucleotide messenger RNA. RefSeq lists its product as uncharacterized. Gene Ontology annotation, molecular function: protein-cysteine S-palmitoyltransferase activity. Gene Ontology annotation, cellular component: endoplasmic reticulum; Golgi apparatus. The coding region runs from base 1 to 1632 and encodes 543 amino acids. Lineage: Eukaryota; Fungi; Ascomycota; Sordariomycetes; Hypocreales; Cordycipitaceae. The transcript has 2 exons. Gene Ontology annotation, biological process: peptidyl-L-cysteine S-palmitoylation; protein targeting to membrane. The record is from RefSeq and is a predicted model, not a curated record.